AUGGAACGAGGAGGAGGUGACAUUGGGGAUCCAGAGAAUGAGCAGUUUGAAGAGGCACAGGAAGAGGCGGAGCAGGCUCGACAGUUACCAGCAGAUCUCCCACGAUCUCUCGACGACCGGCAGAACUUCCGCAGUUACAAUGAGGAGACGGAGUAUUAUGAUGCAUGGCAGGGACAGUCACAAUUCCUCUCAGCACCAACCAUCGCCAAGCCCAUGAACUUCAACCUCGCUCUUCACGAGCCCGACGAUGAAGAUGCAUUUGGCCGAGACUUUGGCAACGACGAUGCGAGGGUCACUCAGAUGUUUGCAACUCAGGCUCGGAAGGGCGACGGAGACACAGGCGAGACGGAAGAAGACGAUGUUCUGGGCGAUGAGAACUUGUCGCGGGACCAGAAGAAGCAGUCUCUCCAGGAUUUCUUAUUCAUGGCUGCUAGCAACGGAGAUGCGCAGAGAGUGAACAGGUUGACGAGGGGGCAGGCUUCUACUAUCGUCGAUUUGGAUACCGUAGAUGCAGAAGGGACACCACCCCUGGUCUACGCCAGCUGUUUCGGCCAUAGAGAGGUGGUCCUGGCGUUGCUGAACGCCGGUGCUACAGUCGACAACCAAGACCGGAAUCAAUGGACGGCGCUGAUGUGGGCGAUGACGAACCGACACAAGGACAUUGCCAAACUGCUGUUGGACCACGGAGCGAGUACAGAUGUCAAGUCAUCAAGCGGUAGGACCGCACUGGACUUCGUGCCUCCCAACAGCGAGAUGUCCGACUUUCUGCAACACAGUGGCUACAGUAUUGGAAAUGCUGGUGUGACGGAGGACUUCUACAGCGCUGGCUUUUCGCAAGACAGGUUUGAGGAGGAGCUGGCAGAGAGCGAAAUGAGGCGGCGCAUGAUGAUGGAGAGCGCAAUCAACCUUGAAGUCGAUCUUGGCAAUCUUGGACUGGACGAACAACCUGACUCGCCUGAGGAUUCAGAGGGCCAGGAUUUCGUUUGGGAUCGAUGCUUGAACGAUCAGAUGUUCGUAUUCAUGGAGAGCGAUAUCGAGCGAAUACUGGAUGUGGUCGUAACGAACAUGACGCCUCAACGAUCGGCGACGCAAAAGCCUGUCCCAGCCAACAUCAUCUUCCUCGGUGCUCGAUACGCGCAUUACCACGCGAAUCACGAACUGCUGGCCGACUGGCUGGUAUCUGCGCAGGAGAAGAUUUAUGCGGUGGUCGAUAGACAUCAGUGGGACAUGACAAUAUUGGCGUUUUGGAUCUCCAACGCCACGCUGCUGCUCUACUAUUUGAAGAAAGACAGUGGUUUGGGGCAGCAGACAUCACAGUUCCAAGCCCAGAUGGCAGAGCUGAUUCACGAGAUCUAUAUCCUUGUCAUCCGAGACGCCGAGAGACGUAUGGACAAAGUCUUGGACUCGGCUAUGCUCGACCACGAGACGAUUCCUGGAUUCGAGGACAUCGCUUUCCAGAACGAAUGGAAGUUUCUUCGGAAGAAGUCGCAUGUCAAGCCUGAGCCAGCUGAGAAGCGAUUUCGACCGCCCUCGCCGAAGCGGAAAGCGCAGAUAUCGCCACGAAAUAUCACAUCUCUUCUCUCUUCGACUCUUUUUGUGCUCGAUCUCUACGACGUGCAUUCUGUUAUCGCGACGCAAAUCCUCUCGCAACUCUACUACUGGCUUGGCGCAGAAGUCUUCAACCGGAUAAUGUCCAACAAGCGAUACCUGGCCCGAACGAAAGCGAUGCAGAUUCGCAUGAACAUUUCCAUGCUCGAAGACUGGGCGCGCAGCAACAACCGGCAGCCUGAGCACUAUGAGAAUGGACAGAUGACCGCGACUGGCGAGGCGACAGUGGACGCUGCUCGGCGACACCUCGCGCCGGUCGUCCAACUGCUGCAGUGGCUGCAAUGCUUCUCUUCGCUGGGGGAGGACAGAGAAGCUAUGGACACGACUCUGCAGCAACUGCCUACACUUUCUACCACCCAGCUACUGCACGCCGUCAAGCACUACCGGGCAGAGGUGGGAGAGAAGACGCUCGGCAAGGCCUCACUGAGAUACAUUCAAGAAGUCAAGAGCAGACCCAAAAAGCCACUGGCUCCUCCAGUUGAGGGAACAGCAUCUGCUGACCGUCCCGUGACACCCGCCAAUGGCAAGAAUCCGGACGAAACGAAUGGCAAAGGCACGCCACAACCACCCAUGACACCUUCGGGAGAAGACGACAACGACAUGCCAGAUUCCAACCUCCUCAAUCCCGCCCUCCUACUUCCCUUCCACCUCCCAACAUCAACAGACAUGCUCAUCAGCUACGGCGCCGGCUUCGGCGGGAUGAACAAGGAGCGAGAACGACGAUACUUCCCUUCCGUGCCUCCAGAAUUUCUGGCAAAACUCGAUCCAGGCGGGAAGCAGAAUCACAGCAAUCUGUACGAAGGAGCACAGUUCAGCGAUAGCUCAUGA
Messenger RNA from Saxophila tyrrhenica, 2436 nucleotides. Its product is annotated as Allantoicase. Bases 1 to 2436 code for a protein of 811 amino acids. Gene Ontology annotation, molecular function: GTPase binding. The record is from RefSeq and is a predicted model, not a curated record. NCBI's taxonomy places the organism in Eukaryota, Fungi, Ascomycota, Dothideomycetes, Mycosphaerellales, Extremaceae. The transcript has 2 exons.